AUGGUGGAGUCAAAAUCCAUUGGAGACCCUGGAUUUACAAAGGAGAUCCGACCUACUGGUAAACAUGCUGAGAUUUCUGACACCGGAAAACUCAUGCCCGAGUGUUUGCCAUCACCUUCUGAUCACCAAUCUCCCAAAAGUACUUCUGGGAAUGGCCAUAUCGUCUAUUUUCGCAGAAAAGCUGAAACUGAAUUAGGUAAAACAAGUUUUUGUGGCAACCAAAGUGAUGCUGUUGACUGUCCACAUGGAAGGAAAUCUAAUGACCAGGGUGAAACAACUCGACAAAAUGCCGAGAUAAAGGAGCCUGCAACCUGUAUCUCAAAUUCUAUAUCAGUUCAGACGGUUUCUGCAUCAGGCUUGUCUGCGAAACAUUGUGUUUCUCCUCGUGGAAAGUCCAAUAAUGUCUCAUCUCCAACAAAUAUUAGUUAUGUUGGUGUUAAUUCUGCCAACUCUUUGUUUCCAAAGAAAGUGAAUUUUAAGCACUGGAAAGAGCGGUAUUGCCAAUUGCAGAAUUUAUUAAAAAUGUUGGAUCAAUCAGAUCAAGAUGAUUAUGUUCAAAUACUUCGAUCGCUUUCUUCAGUUGAGCUUAGCAAGCAUGCUGUUGAGCUGGAGAAAAGGUCAAUUCUGCUUUCCUUGGAGGAAGCAAAAGAGAUGCAACGGGUUCUCUUAUUUGACGUGUUGGGGAAACAUCCGAAGAACUUGAGAGCAUCCUCAGUUGAAUAG
Fraxinus pennsylvanica is the source of this 723-nucleotide messenger RNA. The record is from the annotation of a GenBank genome assembly. Lineage: Eukaryota; Viridiplantae; Streptophyta; Magnoliopsida; Lamiales; Oleaceae.